This is a messenger RNA of Aegilops tauschii subsp. strangulata, 962 nucleotides long. Its product is annotated as SART-1 family protein DOT2. The record is from RefSeq and is a predicted model, not a curated record. NCBI's taxonomy places the organism in Eukaryota, Viridiplantae, Streptophyta, Magnoliopsida, Poales, Poaceae. Gene Ontology annotation, cellular component: U4/U6 x U5 tri-snRNP complex. Gene Ontology annotation, biological process: maturation of 5S rRNA; mRNA cis splicing, via spliceosome.
GACCCCGAUCCUUCUUCCUCGAACCGGCGACGCGUUCCGUUCUGCCGUUGGGAGGAUAACUGAAUUUGGUAUGGGUGAAAAGGCGUCAGAAUCAUUGCCCCAGGGCCGGGAGGAGGCUCCAAGGACGCUGGAAGAUGCUGCGGCUUACGGUCCUCUGGCCUUCGCAGAAUCGGCGGCGGGAAACAAGCGCCGAGGCGACGUGCGGCAGAAUAAGAUCGUAAUCACAGAGAUGGAUGAGUUCGUGUUGGGCUUACAACUGAAUGCAGAAACAUGCAAGCAAGAAGCGCACGACGUGUUUGCGGACGAAGAUGACGGCGCUGUGUCUUCAAGCACUCUAGCAGAAGAUGACACAAGCGGGGCGGCGGCUAGGAAAAAGAUAGGUGGCACUGGAGACCAAGUAAAGGAUGGAGAAGAGGGAGCAGUCAAACCGGAUGAGGUUUUACAUGAAGCUGAAAUUGGCAAAGGUUUGGCUGGUGCUCUGAAGCUUCUUAAGGACAGAGGGACACUUGAUGAGGGUGGUGGAAAAACCAGUGACAAGAAGAAAAGCAAGCCUGUUGGUAUCAAGGAUGGACCAAAAGAAAUUCACAUAGAGAGAACUGAUGAGUUUGGUCGAGUGAUGACUAUGAAGGAGGCAUUUCGGGAGCUUUCACACAAAUUCCAUGGCAAGGGCCCUGGCAAGACGAAGCAGGAGAAACGGCAGAGGAAGUACCAGGAUGAGUUGAAAACCAAGCGGAUGAAAUCUUCCGACACGCCUUUAAUGUCUGCCGAGAAGAUGAGAGAGGCCCAAGCGCGCAGCAAGCCACCAUACCUUGUUUUAAGCGGCAAUGCAAAAUCAAGGCAUGCUGGCUAGCAACAUACUUCUAAAUUGUUUACUUUCUCUUGCCGAUGCAUGUACUUCCCUAAUCAUUUUGACAUCCUCAGAGGCCUUCAUGGAAAAUGCACAAUUAUUUUCUUUGGUUUUA